Molecule: messenger RNA, 702 nt
Organism: Haemonchus placei
Lineage: Eukaryota; Metazoa; Nematoda; Chromadorea; Rhabditida; Trichostrongylidae
Source: the annotation of a GenBank genome assembly
AUGCCAGUGUUUUCGAAAUUAGCCUACUUUCUUGGAUUACCUACUGUGAACACGAAUUGUUAUGAAACUAUGCAUACAUGGCAGCCACAUUGUAAUCAGGCGAUUCUGGACUGUUUUCCCAAUGGAGUAUGGUUUUGUCUGAAGACUUACGCACCAUUUUAUUUGGUAACAAAGCGAGGAGAUUUCCGUAAAGUUGACUGGAAGCGUUAUUGUAUAGAUGUGAUUCUUUUAGCCCUACGCUACACUCUAAAUUUUGAACUUGAUGUUUUAUUUUUCAGGCAUGUACUUGGUUUUUUCACUCCAAUAUCUAUGGGUCUGAUAAGCAGCAUGCUUGGUAGUUUCUUCUCAUUACUUAUUGAGAAACGAAGUCGUUGGCCAGCAUUAGCCCUAUACCUCACUAACCUAGCAUCUGAGACACUGUUUCGGCAGCUUCACAAUCAUGGCUACAUUCCUAAGGUGAACAAAGGAGAAGUGAUACCAUUCAUUAUCGGCAUGGGAUUGUUCUUCUCUCUCUAUACUGCUGGUAGACUGAAUGAUAUUGGUGACUGCAAUGGUAAUGUGUUCAUAACGUUCCGCUCUGGUUCUUUGAAGAAAACUCUUUAUGAUGAUAGUUUUGCCAUAGAUUUUCUAACGAAUUGGGGGCAAAAUGUAGAACCUGAACAGCAGCGAUAUUUUCAUAAACAUUUUACGGAAUUUCCCUAA